AUGUCCGCCAUCAUCGCCGAACUCGAUGACAUGGACGCCGCGACGGCUGACAUGACCAUCAAGCUGCAACUCCUCGACAUCCACACGUCCGCGCAGGCCGACGGUGUCGUCGAAGAUGCCGGCCAGUGGGAUAAUGUGAUCGCCAUGCAGGAGUAUGAGGCCGAGCUGAGGGCUUAUCGGACUCGUCGAGGUCUUCCGAGCGAUGAGCUGCCUGUUCCGGAGCCGGAGAAGCCUGUCGAGGGGGAGGGAGAGGUCGAGGGGGAAAUCGACGCUGGACCUGCUGCAGUGCAUGAUCACACUCACAUCCCGCUUGGGCUGUGCCUCAUUUGCUCUGACCGUCGUCCGCUUGCCGAGCUCUACGACUGCUCAUGCCCGCCCGACCCAACGCCUCAUCGCUGGUGCUCAAACUGCCUCGAGCAGCUCCAUCGUGCAGCCCUCACCGACGAGACGCUGUACCCACCCCGCUGCUGCCAGCACAUCUUCAACUUCGACCUUGUCAAGGUAUAUCUGACCCGCAACCUCGUCCAGGAUUUCGAGGCCAAGAAGGAGGAGCUGGACGACACGAACCGCAUCUACUGCCAUGUUUCCACCUGCUCGGCCUACAUCGGCGCCGAGCAUCGCGAGGGAACGCUGGCUCACUGUCCCAAUGAGCACAGGCCGACGUGCAUCUUGUGCAAGAAUGCAAAACAUGACGGCGGGUGUGAGGAGGAUACAGGUCGUCGGCAGGUGGAGGAGACGGCGGCUCAGAAAGGCUGGCAGACGUGCAGCUCCUGCAAGGCGGUCGUCGAGCUGAACGCCGGUUGCAACCACAUCACUUCUGCUACAUCUGCGGUGCAACCUGGAAGACAUGCAACUGUCCCCAGUGGGACGAGCGUAGCCUCUUCCACCGUGCCGUCGCUGUUCUCGAGCAUGAAGGUGGUGCAGCUGGAAACCAGCAGGCCAUCGCCGUUAUGGCCCGGGAUCUUCGCCGCAACCACGGCUGUCAAGGCGAUCAUCGCUGGCAACGCCUGA
Molecule: messenger RNA, 1011 nt
Organism: Zasmidium cellare ATCC 36951
Lineage: Eukaryota; Fungi; Ascomycota; Dothideomycetes; Mycosphaerellales; Mycosphaerellaceae
Exons: 2
Coding region: 1-1011 (336 amino acids)
Biological process (GO): positive regulation of proteasomal ubiquitin-dependent protein catabolic process; protein polyubiquitination; ubiquitin-dependent protein catabolic process
Cellular component (GO): cytoplasm; ubiquitin ligase complex
Molecular function (GO): ubiquitin protein ligase activity; ubiquitin conjugating enzyme binding
Source: RefSeq, a predicted model, not a curated record